Molecule: messenger RNA, 216 nt
Organism: Medioppia subpectinata
Lineage: Eukaryota; Metazoa; Arthropoda; Arachnida; Sarcoptiformes; Oppiidae
Source: the annotation of a GenBank genome assembly
GACAGACUGUGAGCGAAGAGUAUUGUCUCAAUUGGUUUCAAAAUUAUCACUAUAUCUGACAUCUGGUUGAGUGACAAUCACUGCAAUCACACGACUAUGACAUCCACUCCAAGAAGUGCGGGCGAAGACUCUCUCAAUGAGUCGUGGGUCGAAGUGAACGGUAGCCAAACGAUGGGAACUCCCGUUCAUCUGAUGGGAAGAAGUGGUGGAAUACAC